GUCCUUCAAGUUGGGAUACUUUUGAAUCACUGUCACUGGCAUUAUUUCAUUCAUCUCUCUCAGGGGAGCAUUUCAGAUCGCUCAUCUAUCUCACCGUAUUUUUUUACAAUUCCAAAUAUGGGUUUGCGUUGAUUUGUUUUCUUGUCUCUUUAUUUGUUUGGGUAGAGGAGACUUGAGAAAAAGGGGGAUACAACGUGCUACCUUUCUGAUUACCGUGAACAUACAUAUCCUUGUGUGAAACAGGGACCACAGAGAUCUGUCUUUUGGAUUGUUCUUUUGCUUUUACUUCUUUUAUUGAUUAAUUCGCUUCAUCAUUGUCCUAUAGAUUAGAAGCCUUUUGCAAAGCAAAUUCAUCCUAUGUUACCCUUCUUUAUGAACAUCCAUAUCAAAUUCUUGCUAAUUUUUCCUCGUCCUUCGUAGACUCAACUUCGAAACGCUUUUGAGGGUAUUUUCGCGAAAUGCUGACCUUCUUGCUUACAACUUUUGUCUGCCAUGAUUGUCAGGGAGGCACCCCACUUUCCUCCGCCCUUUUUCCCCUUGUGGACGGUUUGCAUUUAAACAACUAUGGAAAAUUUUUAAUUCUAAUUUUUUGAAAAAAAAAUCCAUUUUCUGUUUUUAGAAAUGAUCAUAUACUCAAAAGUUCCAGAAUUUACUGCUUUUUACUCUGUUCUGAUUUUCAUAUAUUGAAAAUGCAGUUGAUUAUGUGAAAGAUGCUCAAAUCCUACUCCUAUUAUGCUAUUUGGUCAAUUUUCUUCUCUAUUUCUAGGGACUUCCUUUUCAAGUUGUGGUGGCGAAACAUUUUUCUGGGUAUAGAGGCCAACAUAUUUGGGGAUUUUCAUGCCUUUCAUCACAGGAUGUGUGACUCUUCAGUUACGCAAUCUUCCUUGAGCCAAAGGGAUUCUACUUCCAAAAUUUUCCGGCCUGGCUUGACUUUUGUUGAUUCAGAAACUCAGUUGGAUCUUGUUGAUGAACUUAGGAGCAAUGACUCUCCAUUAGAGGUCAGUACUAACGGGCUUUUUCAUUUUCCCUUGGGGUGGCUGGAUGGGGGAAGGGUUGCAUUGGAUUCUUGGCUUCUAUUGACAAAGACAGAAGACCAAAAGGUGAACAAUAUUAUUGAUGGGGCUGGAAGUUUUGGAUCAAGCAUUACAAGCAAUAAUUCUUUUCCUUACAGAAUCCAACUAGAACACGAUGUGCAAAGAUUGCAACAGCAGUUGCAAGAAGAGAUGGCAACACAUGCUAUUUUGGAAGAUGCUAUUGGAAAAAAAGCUGUAAAAUUAUCUUGUCCAUCUUGCCUCUCACAACAUGCUCAAGACGUUCUAUCCACUAUUGCUGUACUGGAAGUCACAGUUCUAAAACUUGAGCAAGAAAUUGUCUCUUUGCAUUUCCAACUUAGUCAAGAGAGAAAUGAGCGGAGGCUUGCUGAAUAUCGUUUGAGGCAUUCAACGUCUCAGUCCAUAUCUGUUUGCUCCUCUGCAAAUUUGAAAGCAGUGAUUUCAUCUUCUUUGAGGCAUUCAAAGCAUUUCAAUUGUGCACUGCAUCACUCUGACAAUAUCUCAUGUGAAGAACACCUUUUAGAAUCUACCAGUGAAAAACCUUGUACAGAGUCAGUGAUGGAGCAUGCAGUGAAGUCAACUGCACCACUUCAGGAGAAUAUAUCUGUUAAGAUGGAUACUGAACCUACUCAAUCUGUAAAGCUCAAGAACCUUUCAAAAGGAAUGCCACCUAAGGGCCUUUGGGAUUACCCUAAUCAACUUUCAGAGGAAAUGGUAAGAUGUAUGCAAAAUAUAUUCAUGUCUCUGGCAGAUUCUACUUUGCCAUCCAAGUCAUCUGCAAUGGAAAGCCAAUCCUUAUCUGUGUCACCACGAGGACAUUUUUCCAAUUCAUCGUGGUGGUCAUCUUCUGAGCGCUCAGUGAUUUCAUCGUGGGUGCAGAGCCCCCAAGUUGAUAUACAGAGUAAUUCUGAAGUUUUGGCUUCAGAGAAUGUCUUUGAUCCUUAUAGAUUGCAUGGAAAGUUGAGUUGGGCAGACAUUGGAAACUAUGGUUUGGCAACCGAAGUUUCUUGGAUGUCAGUUGGGAAGAAGCAAUUAGAGUAUGCCUCGGGUGCAUUAAGGAGGUUCAGGACUCUUAUUGAGCAACUGGCCAAAGUGAACCCUAUCCACUUGGCAUGCAAUGAGAAGCUUGCAUUUUGGAUCAAUUUGUACAAUGCACUGAUAAUGCAUGCAUACUUGGCAUAUGGAAUUCCAAGAAGUGACUUGAAGCUCUUCUCAUUGAUGCAAAAGGCUGCAUACACCGUUGGGGGGCAUUCUUUUAGUGCAGCUGCCAUUGAGUAUGUAAUAUUGAAGAUGAAACCACCUCUCCAUAGGCCACAAAUCGCUUUGCUUCUUGCCCUUCACAGGCUGAAGGUAUCAGGGGAACAACGAAAGUCUGCAAUAGAUACACAUGAACCGCUUGUAGCAUUUGCUCUUAGCUGUGGAAUGUAUUCGUCCCCUGCGGUAAGAGUUUACACUGCUAAGAAUGUAAUGGAGGAGCUUCAAGAAGCCCAGCAUGACUUCAUAAGAGCUUCAGUUGGAGUUAGCAAUAAAGGGAAGUUAUUGGUGCCAAAAAUGCUACACUGUUUUGCCAAAGGUUUUGUUGAUGACUCGAAUUUGGCUGUUUGGAUAUCACAUUACCUUCCAUCCAGUCAAGCUGCCUUGGUUGAGCAUUGCAUUUCACAGAGGCGGCAAAACCUGCUUGGUUCUCACAAUUGUGGCAUUCUUCCAUUUGAUUCUCGUUUCCGUUACCUUUUCAUGCCUGAGAAAAUUUCAGUUUGAUGAUGCGUGUUUAUACUAACUUUGACUGGCAAAGUGACUUGACUGGACCUGGAAAGCUCAAUUCAAAAUUCAUGUGAUUUAGGUUUAGCCUCCCUGAAAUGAUGAAGAUGGUGGCAGUUUUGGUCUUUAGCCUGUAGACCUGUACAUUUUGUUCUAGGUUAGCGUUUGUUGCUGAUUUAUUGUGAUGCAGGGCAGAAUUGUAGAUGUAUAAUAAAAGUUGCAAUAAUUUGCUUUGCCAAA
Hevea brasiliensis (rubber tree) is the source of this 3050-nucleotide messenger RNA. RefSeq lists its product as uncharacterized. Lineage: Eukaryota; Viridiplantae; Streptophyta; Magnoliopsida; Malpighiales; Euphorbiaceae. Bases 711 to 2810 code for a protein of 699 amino acids. The record is from RefSeq and is a predicted model, not a curated record. The transcript is spliced from 13 exons.